Messenger RNA from Acanthopagrus latus (yellowfin seabream), 2565 nucleotides. It is a transcript of the gene smim18, whose product is annotated as small integral membrane protein 18. NCBI's taxonomy places the organism in Eukaryota, Metazoa, Chordata, Actinopteri, Spariformes, Sparidae. The record is from RefSeq and is a predicted model, not a curated record. The transcript is spliced from 2 exons. Bases 1324 to 1647 code for a protein of 107 amino acids.
UCAGUGGACUUUCUGGACAGACAGAAGCCACAGUAUUCUGUUGACUGAACGGCUUAAAAUCAAUGGACAUGAUUGAGUAAAACCACCAUAAGAUAAAAACUAAACCAAACUGUGAACCUUAACAAACCUUCUGCUCCCAGUUGUCGUUUGAAUGGAUGGCCUGUUAAACCAAACCUCAUUCUAAAAGCAGGUGUUGCAUUAUUUUCUCUGAGGUUGCGGAUCUUUAUUUAAUCAGCCUUAAAUUUUAAUUGCAUGCAUUAUUCAACAUUUUAGAUAUAUCUACAUAUCCUUGUGUAUCUUCUUUUUCUGCUACUUUAUACUUCCACACUGCACUACACUUUUUAUUAUUUUUUUUUAAAACAUUUUUUGGUUACUACUUAUUUUGCAGAUUGAUAUCACUGUAUUGCUUAUAGGCUAUUAAUUAUUGGGAUAUGUUACCUAUCAGAUAGUGUUGAGGAUGGUAUGCUUUGUUAGACGUUGAUGCUGCAUCAGAGUCAAAGUGGCACAUUUUUGAAUCAGUUUAUUUUGUCGGCAACCUGUAAGAACCUUACUGUUGUACUAUAAAUAGGCACUCAUCAUCUUUGUCACAAAUGUUUGCUAACCACUUUUGAGGAAUUGUUUAAAAAAAAAAAAAAGAUUGGUAUGGACUGCUUUUGCCCUGGCCCCUUUUUUGGGACAAAAAUUUAGCUAAAAUGGGUUUGUUAAAUGGAUUAAUUCUUCAUGGAUUUGUUGAUAAUAAGAAAGAUCUGGAAAAUGACUAGCCUUAUCCAUUAACGCAACAAAAACAUCCUUAAAAUACUGCAGGAGAUACUAUGAGAGUAAUCUGGUAAGAAUGACUUGAAGUCUGGCCAGCUGGUCCUGUUCUCUGCUGGAGUCGUAUAUUGCUGCUUCCCCCCUGCAGACUGUCUGAGGCCUGAACUGAGCACUGCCAAUCAAAAACUGAAAACAGAUACUGAUCCAUGAAUGAUUCAUGGUGUGGGCAGGAGCUUCUGUUGCUGUGAGCUGCGCUGUGGGCAGGACACUGGAAGUGUGGCAGGCUGAUCAGCGAAUGGUGCAGAGGCAGGGCUAAGAGGGAAGAGCCAAUGAUGGAGAGGAGCCUGCGCCUGUUCAGCCGGGACAUGAAGAGCUGCAAGGAGUGGCGGAGGGAGUGCACGAGUGACAGGCGAGAGUGCAUGAGAGUGGAGCGGAGGAAAACAGGUCGAGGGAGAGAACGCGGAGGAGGGAGAGAGUGGAAGACGGAGCGAUAGGUGGAGCACCGAGGAAGAGGAGAGUGCAUCUGUUGACUCGCAUCUUAUAAAAGACUGAGCCAGACGCACAGAAACCAUGGCCAACAUCACUGCCACUAUACACCCAAGUAAUCUGCCAUGGCACCAAGAGGCGGCCCCUCUCUCCCACGUCUCCUUGCAGGUCCAGGAGGUCUACCCUUUCCAUGAUGGCUGGAAUGUUGCCUGCUUCAUCAUUCUCCUGCUCUUCAUUCUCACCGUCCUGUCCCUGGCUGCCUUGGCCGUGCUCUAUGAGCUACUGGACUGUGGGUGCUGUGCCAAAGGGAAGACACAUCAGCAGCUACAGGAGGAGGGGCCAGGAGGCUGCGGCAAGCUCAUGACCAGCAUUUGCAAGGAGCCCGAAUCCCACACUGAGGUGGUAUAGGGGUGGCGGGGAUGAAGAUGAGGCAGAGUGGGAAUUCAGGUUCAUUGCUGAAAUGGGCAAUACCACAGCAUUGACCCUGAGGUCCCAAACAAAGAACUUCUAAAUCUGCUCGAUAGUGGUUCAGUUGCUCACAGUAAAAGAGGAUGCGGAGGAAGGAGGCAGGAUAAAGAAACAGAAAUAUGUAAAAAGAAAAGAAGCAACGGGGGCUGUUUUUCAAUGAUUCCGAGUGAGUCUAAUUAGCUUUUCAUUCCAGUUAGGGGGGAAUCUUCACACAACUACAUUCACUAACGCUUAACACACAGGGCAGUGAUAGCCCUGUUCCACACCAAAAAUACUUCUAGUGGAAGGACAGAGCACUCAGGUAGAGUAGUAAUAAGAGUACCCGAAAUAGUACUAAUAGUGUGGCUGGAAUAUCAUGCUAACAUAGGCAAACAAUUAUCAGGCCCAAUAUAAACUAGGUUUCUUGUUUCAACGACACCUGCCCUGUUAGUACUGCACGUAUUUGUGACCUGCUGGACGCAAAUGAGCUUCUAUGGAGAUGUGUUGUUUACAGACAGAAAAUGCUGUCCAAACCUAAGGACUUGAAUAUCCUUGUUUCUCAACAGGACAUGAAAAACAACAAAUAAAUGAUCAAGCUCAGUUGGACAGCACCAUUGCUUUGGAUAAAGCCUGUGCUUCUCUAUACUUUAUUAACUUGUAUGCCAGUGUUGUCAACAUGUUUAGUAAUACCAACGUUAUUUCAUGACAAGUGACACUUGACUGCUGCACAUGUGACGUACUGUAAUUGAUCAUGUCAUGUUGAGCACAAUGUAAAAUUUCAUAUGCCUUACCACAAAAUGCCUAACAAAGUGUCACUAAAUUAUGUACCACAUUUUUUUUUCUGCUAAAAGAACAAAUAAAUGUUAGGUGGUGAAAAAA